Messenger RNA from Hippocampus comes (tiger tail seahorse), 1617 nucleotides. RefSeq names its product acetylserotonin O-methyltransferase (gene asmt). The coding region runs from base 368 to 1447 and encodes 359 amino acids. The record is from RefSeq and is a predicted model, not a curated record. Gene Ontology annotation, molecular function: O-methyltransferase activity; protein dimerization activity. The transcript has 8 exons. Lineage: Eukaryota; Metazoa; Chordata; Actinopteri; Syngnathiformes; Syngnathidae.
GCUCACAAAUUACAUUUAAAUUCAUCUCAAAUGUUGGAUUAGUUUUAUGCGCUGGGAUGCCUUCAGGUCUUCUUCACACAAAGGUGCAAGUGUUAAAUUGUGCCAAAUGUCUGUCUACAGUGAAAGUCUCAAUUGGAGUGUGAGUGACAGUGAACAAGGCUGCAGUGUGUUUUCUUUCAUGGUCCAGUGGCGGAUGAAGGAGGCCCUGCACUAAUCUGGGUUAUCGGCCUCUAAUCACCUUAGCCCACUGCUAGAUGGGAACUUUCUGUGGCAUUUAGUCAGUCUUUCUCUCCACUUGACAGACACCUUGCAGGGAACGGCUUUUUUUUUUUUCCAUAGGACGAAGAACGGUAAGAGUUUGUGGUCCAUGGCCGGUCGGCAUGUGAUGGACUCACCUGAGGCUUCUUCGCCUGAUGCUGGAAGAUAUCCCAGGAAGAUACUGGAGUACAUGGAAGGCUUCCUUGUCUCCAAGACUUUGUUCACGGCCUGCGAGCUGGGCGUUUUCGACGUGUUGUUGGGAGCAGGACGCCCUCUGUCUGCUGACGACGUCAGCCAGGCGGUUGGGGCCAGUCUCGAUGGAACCCAGAGGCUACUGGCGGCCUGUUGUGGCCUUCAGCUGCUUGAGACACACCAGCAAAAUGGACGAGUCUCUUACAGUAACACAGAGGAGACCAGCCUCUACCUGACCCGCUCUGGUCCUGCAACGCUCUACCACUCCAUCCAGUACAGUUCCAGAACAAUCUACCUCUGCUGGCACUACCUGACUGAUGCUGUCCGGGAGGGGAGGAAUCAAUAUGAGAAAGCCUUUGGCGUGAGCUCCAAAGACUUGUUUCAGGCUCUCUACAGGUCUGACGAGGAGAUGGUGAAGUUCAUGCAGCUCAUGAAUUCCAUAUGGAACAUCUGUGGUCGGGAUGUGCUCACGGCCUUUGACCUUUCGCCUUUCAAGGUCAUAUGUGACCUCGGAGGCUGCAGCGGAGCAUUAGCCAGGCAGUGCACGUCGGCCUACCCGGAGUGCGCAGUGACGAUCUUUGACCUCCCCAAGGUGGUGCAGACGUCCAGGGAACAUUUUGUCAAGGAGGCUGACCACAAGAUAAGCUUCAUUGAAGGGGACUUCUUUAAAGACCCCUUGCUAGAGGCAGACCUUUACAUCCUCGCCAGGAUUCUCCACGACUGGACAGACGAACGUUGCGUAGAAUUGCUCAGUCGAGUCCACAAAGCCUGCAAACCAGGAGGCGCUGUAUUGCUGGUGGAGGCCUUGCUUUACGAGGAUAGCUCCGGCCCACUCACGGCGCAGCUCUAUUCCCUGAACAUGCUGGUUCAGACAGAGGGCCGAGAAAGAACGGGGGCCCAGUACAGCGCCCUGCUGGCUGCCGCUGGGUUCACCGACAUCCAGUACCGUCUCACAGGCAAAAUCUAUGAUGCGGUUUUGGGCUUUAAAGAAAAAUAAGCUUUGAAAAAAAAUGAAACAAUCAUUGUUGAAAGGAAAUAUUGACUAUUUUUUUGUGAUAGAUUGACCCAGAUUGGUUUCGGAUAUCUAACAUAAUAAACCCCUUCUCUGACCAAAACUGCCACCGUAUUUAUACAUAAUCAUUCCUAAAUUUGUGUUGCUCUGUUUUA